Coniophora puteana RWD-64-598 SS2 is the source of this 1338-nucleotide messenger RNA. RefSeq lists its product as uncharacterized. The record is from RefSeq and is a predicted model, not a curated record. The coding region runs from base 1 to 1338 and encodes 445 amino acids. The transcript has 9 exons. Lineage: Eukaryota; Fungi; Basidiomycota; Agaricomycetes; Boletales; Coniophoraceae.
AUGCCGACAAUCACCACCUUUGUAGACGACCAGUCUCCUCUCAUUACAUAUUCGGGCGCGUGGUCAUCGGGCCCAUCGACGGAACCUGCCCUCGCCGACUACUACUACCUCGGGACUUACUCGUUUAGUAGCGAUCCUUCCCAAUAUGCAACCUUCAGCUUCAACGGUACAGGUCUAGGCGUAUACGGCGGAAAACGUAAUAAUCAUGGGCUUUACUCGGUCGUUGUGGAUGGAGAGACGUACAUUGGUAAUGGGAAUACUUCCACGUACGAGUGGCAAACGGCGCUUUAUAGUAACCAGAGUGGCAUGGCGCAGGGGAUGCAUACCGCAACAAUGGGUUCUGCAGUCAAAGGCUCUUUAUUCGGCUUGGACUUUGUAACUUGGGAGACAGAAGUGGGAAAUGAUGACCAGAAGCUGGUCUCUGUUAUGGUUCAAGACACUGAUCCCAGCUUCGACUACCAAGAUACCGGUGCAUGGAGUGGAGCACCUGAGAAUGGAUACAUGUUCAACAGAGGUACUGGACAUACAACAUCCACCGAGAAUGCCUCUGCGACUUUAACGUUUACCUUUGACCCACGACUCAUGAUAUACGUAGGGGACGUGAUAAACCUGUACGGUUCCGUCGGGACCAACAACGGCCAGUAUUCCGUUGUCAUGGAUGGUGAAGCGCCUGUCACGUACAUCGCUACGAGACCCUGGAAUCUUUAUCAGGUGAUGAUAUACCAUGCAAGUAACCUGGGCCCCGGAGAGCAUCGCCUAACAGUGACCAACCUUCCUAACGGCGGGAGCCAGAACCUGGCCAUCGAUUAUGCCGAAGUCAUGGUCUUGAUCGACGACUCCGAUACCACUUGCUUUAGUGGAACUUCUGGCAUUGAAACGCAGAUGCACACCUCAUCAACGCGUCCAAGCGCCGGAACUAUAGCAGGUUUGGUCGUGCUCGGCGCAACGACAGUCCUAGCCCUUUCCGCGCUAUUUUGGUUAUGGCGUCGGUGGAAGCUAUCAGAAGACCGGUACACCAACCUGUACCGUAAUUUUGCUCAACGCGAACCUCGUGGGAUGCGCUUUGCUUCAGCAGCAACAACAUCGUUGGACACAGGGGAUCCUACCUUUCGUAACAGAUCUUCAGUCUCGGACGCAGCACGGAGAGAUUCUCCUGACGAUAAUGAUCCUUUCGGCUAUGAUACUGGCGCUGAUAGCUCGACACCGUUUUACCAUAGCGACGCUACGGGCGAAGCCCAUGAUAUAGAGCUGCAGCGAAGACACUCCACCUCCACCGCACAUUAUACGGGCUUACCGGAAUACACGUCGGAUAUAUAUGAGAGGGCGAAUCAGACUUGA